This is a messenger RNA of Cucurbitaria berberidis CBS 394.84, 1570 nucleotides long. RefSeq lists its product as uncharacterized. Gene Ontology annotation, cellular component: septin ring; nucleus. The transcript is spliced from 3 exons. Gene Ontology annotation, molecular function: ubiquitin-like protein ligase binding; protein tag activity. The record is from RefSeq and is a predicted model, not a curated record. Lineage: Eukaryota; Fungi; Ascomycota; Dothideomycetes; Pleosporales; Cucurbitariaceae. Bases 6 to 1346 code for a protein of 446 amino acids. Gene Ontology annotation, biological process: protein sumoylation.
UCAAGAUGGCAGACACCACCCAGGACGUACCGGCGCCAAAGAAGCGCUCCUUCUUCAAGCGCGCAGCUUGGCAGGAUGCAGCGAAGAAAGAGGGGGAGGACAUGUUCAGCCACGCCAACGAGUUCAAAGACAUGGUCGCCGAGCAAGACAGGCAUAGAGAAGAGGUGGAGCGCAAGGCGGAGAGCGAACGACAUCACAAGCAGGCAGGACAGCGUCAGGGCAAGCGGCGGAAGGUUUCGCUUGAGAGCGAGGAGUCUAUUGUAUCGGGGAGCGGGUCUGGAAAGAGAAAAAGAACGGGCAGCAAAGCACGCAGCAGAACACCACACUCACCAGUACCAUCCUGUCCUCUGACAGACUCACUCGCAGCGCGCUACGACUCGCUGCUCAAGUCCGCAUCCUCGAGCCACACCCAGACCCCUAAGGAAUCGGUCGUCAUUGACCUAGACGACGAGCACGAUGCGCCCUACAACCCCAAAGCCUUCAACGACAACAAUUUGACCCUAGAUUAUGCAACUUGGAAUGUGCAUCGCAAGCAAAUGCCUGUUUUGUUAUCGAAGCGCCCUCCUGUGGAAGACGACGAAGUAGAGGAGAUUCUUGACCCCACACUUGCAGCACUACAAGCAAAGGCGCGACAGCGAGCCGCACAGACAGCGCAAUCCACUACGACUCCAACAGCAGACGGCGAGCCGUCCAAGGAUCUAAUUGCACAGCUCUUCAUCAAACCCCAAAUCCCAGACGCAGAUCCUCUGCUGGUCAAGGUUCGUAUAGACAGCACAAUUGAUAAGCUACGACAAGCAUGGUGUGAGAGGCAAGGGUUUUCCGCCGACAUGACAAAGAAUGUCUUCUUCACGUGGAAGGACACGCGCAUAUAUGACAGCACAACAAUAAAGCGGCUAGGCAUGAAAGUAGAUCAGAAUGGAAAUGUGUCUGUGAAAGGAGACCCCAACAUCUAUGACGAUGUAAAUCUGCCAAAGGUAUUUGUCGAAGCUUGGACUGAAGAGCUUUUCCGGCAGCGGAAGAAAGAGGAUGCUGCAGAUGCGGCAGCGAAGAAAAAAGCCACGGAGCAGCCACAUGAGGCCGAGGAGAGGGAGCCGACCCCAGAACCCGUGCCUCAAGUGACGAAAAUUCGUCUCUUCCUGAAAGCAAAGGGAAAGGAGGACUUUCGCUUAUCGGUCAACCCGAACACCACGUUCGCCGACAUCGCACAAGCCUACAAAUCCAAGCGCGAGAUCGAUAAAAACCAGCCACUUACUCUUACAUUUGAUGGCGACCGGCUUUCGCCUUUGGACAUAGUAGCAGACUCCGAGAUUGAGGAUAUGGAUGGAAUAGAAGUCCACUUCAAGUGAACACCAUCCUUGUUUCCAACGGGACAUCAUCACAACGAUCAUCUUGGCGUUUUGGCGCGGCCUGGACUCUUGUUAGUUUGUGCCUUUAGGCCCAUCAUGAGCAUGGCGUUGGCGGACCUUUAUGGGACAAUGGGUAUCCCUCUUUGAUACGUAUCGUACGAAUUACGCUACCGCCUUGAUGUAAAUCUUUGGAUAUUUUCUUAUUCAGUAAUAUCCCUCACUAU